AUGGAGGAUUGGCGCUUGAAUCUAACAAGACUGCUAUCCGAGGACCUACUUUCUUAUUUCAGGCUGAGCCCCCCUUCUCCUGAAACACCGCACUCCUUAGCUGAAGUUUUGAAUCGUGCAUUAGAGAUCCUGCCUUUGCCCAUCAGUGAUCUGGAAAUACUACGGCGAGGUCGGACAAUCUUGGAGAGGCGAUUACUUCCCCAUCCCGGAUCCACCUCCGUCAGAGCGGCUACUCAGCCUACUUCCCGUCCUGCCUUCCCGACUUCUGUUCCCCGAUCUAUCUCUGCUACUAUUCCCCGACCGGCCGCUCCUUCUCAAUCGACUGCCACUCCGAGCCGGGGUCGUGGUUAUGAUCAAGUUAGUAGCUCGGCCAGACCCGUCUUUCGAGGAACCCCACGGGGAUCUAGACGCGCCCGCUCAGCCCUCAACCGUGCAGGUCGAGGUUAUUCUGGCCGGGGCACUAUGGGCAGCAGUGCUCCAGCUUCUUCCCGGAGUCACCCUCGCUCUGAUAGUUCUGACUCUGACAGCCAGCCCUUGCUCCACAGACUAUGUCACGGACCUGGUCCGACUACCCAGGCUUUCAAUCCUGUUCCUCCUACUACCGAAGUUCCCCCCUCUGCAACUGUGGCCGGCCCUGGCACCACUUCCACCUCCACUCCUCCUGUUCCUCCAGCGGUCUCCUCCGACCCCUAUAGGGGAAUACCAGCAGCGUCCCACUCUGUCCCUACCCCUGAUGUAGAAACUAGUUCUCCAAGGGACCCUCCUUCUGAUACGACGCCAACUGAACAUGUUCUUGUGCCGCCUCCUGCUCCUCUUGGCCCGGUCGCCGGUCCUUCUUGA
Messenger RNA from Zingiber officinale, 840 nucleotides. Its product is annotated as flocculation protein FLO11-like. NCBI's taxonomy places the organism in Eukaryota, Viridiplantae, Streptophyta, Magnoliopsida, Zingiberales, Zingiberaceae. The record is from RefSeq and is a predicted model, not a curated record. Bases 1 to 840 code for a protein of 279 amino acids. The transcript is spliced from 2 exons.